Molecule: messenger RNA, 1521 nt
Organism: Sparassis crispa
Lineage: Eukaryota; Fungi; Basidiomycota; Agaricomycetes; Polyporales; Sparassidaceae
Product: D-2-hydroxyglutarate--pyruvate transhydrogenase DLD2
Exons: 7
Coding region: 1-1521 (506 amino acids)
Cellular component (GO): mitochondrion
Molecular function (GO): catalytic activity; FAD binding
Source: RefSeq, a predicted model, not a curated record
AUGCUCUCCACCCGCUACCUCGCCCGGCGCAUCUCCUCUCGUCCUGUCAGACGGUUCACACACUCGCUUUCUCGCUAUCACUCCGUCUCCGAGAAUGACUUGGCCCACUUUUCCAAAAUCCUGCCCUCCUCGGCCAUCCUCUCCACCCUCUCCCCCUCGUCAACGGCUGCUUCAGAACUCGCGCCGUUCAAUAAUGACUGGAUGAACAAGUACCACGGAAAGGCCACGACCGUGCUGAAACCACGCAACACGAAGGAGGUCAGCGAGAUCGUCAAGUGGUGCAAUGACCACCGGAUAGCCAUCGUACCUCAGGGAGGUAACACCGGUCUCGUCGGUGGCAGUGUUCCUAUCGGGGAUGAGUUGAUUAUCAAUCUCGCAAAUAUGUCGAGUAUUCGCUCGUUUGACGAUGUCUCUGGUAUCCUGGUAGCGGAUGCGGGUUGCAUCCUCCAGUCGCUUUCGGAUUAUCUGUCAGGUCACAACCACGUCGUACCCCUUGACUUAGGGGCGAAGGGAAGCUGUCACAUUGGCGGGAACGUCUCCACGAACGCGGGUGGCCUUCGUCUGCUACGAUAUGGUUCCCUUCACGGCAAUGUACUGGGGUUGGAAGUAGUCCUCCCCGACGGCUCCAUCCUUGACCAACUCUCCACCUCACGCAAGGAUAACACAGGCUAUGAUCUGAAGCAGCUGUUCAUCGGCGCUGAGGGUACACUUGGUAUUGUGACUGGUGUCUCGCUCCUGGCAGCGGCGGCACCGCAAGCGUCGAAUAAUGUAAUGCUCGCACUUCCCAAGUUCGAGAAUGUGCUCCCGCUAUAUAGGGAGGUCAAGCGACAGCUGUCGGAGAUCCUCUCGGCUUUUGAGUUCAUCGACAGGGAGGCAUACGACCUCGCGGUCAAGCAUGGCCAGGGUCGUGCUCUGGAUGCUGCAGAUGUGGAGGGCGCUGCUUGCUUCGUUCUGGUGGAAACAAGCGGAAGUAAUCGAGAACAUGACGAGGAGAAACUCAACACCCUGCUGACGACCCUCAUGGAGGCCGAUACUCCUCUGAUCAACACCGGUGUCCUAGCGACAUCGCCGGCACAGUUCUCUUCGCUAUGGGCGAUCCGGGAAGGAUUGACCGAAGCCAUGUCGAAGGAGGGCAAGGCGUACAAGUACGACAUCUCGGUGCCUCUGGACAAGUUCAAGGAGGUCGUAGAUAUUACGCGGGAGCACAUCCGAUCCAAGGGCCUGUUGCACCCUGAUGCCGUCAAGCAUGUCGUUGGAUACGGGCAUGUGGGUGACAGUAAUCUGCACCUGAAUAUCGUCGCGGAUGCGUACACCCCCGAAAUUGAAGCUGCACUGGAGCCAUUUGUAUACGAGCUCGUUUCGAGAUACAGAGGUUCUGUAUCUGCCGAACACGGCAUUGGCGUCAUGAAGACGCACGCACUGCAUUACUCAAAAAACGCGGAGAGUAUUGAGUGGAUGAAGCGGAUCAAGAAGCUGUUCGACCCUAACGGGAUUAUGAAUCCCGGGAAGGUUUUGCCUUAA